Molecule: messenger RNA, 801 nt
Organism: Eruca vesicaria subsp. sativa (arugula)
Lineage: Eukaryota; Viridiplantae; Streptophyta; Magnoliopsida; Brassicales; Brassicaceae
Source: the annotation of a GenBank genome assembly
CGCAAUAUACAAUGUAACAUAACAACAAAUUCAGUUCAAUUAUCAUUAAAUUCCGAUUAGUGAAAGUCAAAUCAAAAUACUAUAAGUCUUAAUAUUGCCAACUAAUGAUAAAAAGAUAUGGAAAUGAAGAAGUAAUCUGAAUCUUCAGAGUAACGAAGUCACGCUUUCUAUCUACCCCCAGCAAACUCUAUAUAAAAAGGGUGACUUUGUUACAUAAUCACAAUUUCAUCACUUAAUUAAAUAAACACAUUUUCUCACCAAAUCAAAAUCAAGUAUCUCUCCACAGAAAUAAUAAAAUCUUUCUCUCUCGUCUCAUAGAAUAUGGAGAAAGAUUCUUGGGCAGAUCUGUGGGACAACAAUCAGUCGAGGGGGAAAACGACGGAAGUGAGUAAAAGUGGCAGCGGCGGUGGUGCGAAGAGUAAAUACAAAGAGAAGAUGGAAGCUGGACUGGGGAAGACGAAAGCAGCGGCGAGUUCGGGGUUCAAGAAAGUGAAGACGGGAACGUCGCUGGGUCUUAGCUGGGUCAAAGACAAGUAUUCCAAAACCACCUCCAAGAAGAAUUGAUUUCUUUUGAGUUUCGAUUUCACAUCAAAUAAUAAAGGCUUUUUGUAACAGAUCUGAUGAUAUCGAAUAUUAUUUGUUUUGGAUUCUUCUUUUGGACAGAUUAGGUUUGUUUGAUCACGUGAAGAAGAUUCACAAGUCUAUUUCAAAAAUAUUUUUCUUUAGAAAACUAAAAGAUAUUUUUGGAUUGGUGUGCCAGAUCCGUUUGCUUCCCAAUUAAAGUUUUAGUUUUAUUCCCUA